This is a messenger RNA of Scomber japonicus (chub mackerel), 1081 nucleotides long. RefSeq names its product C1D nuclear receptor corepressor (gene c1d). NCBI's taxonomy places the organism in Eukaryota, Metazoa, Chordata, Actinopteri, Scombriformes, Scombridae. The transcript is spliced from 5 exons. The coding region runs from base 29 to 493 and encodes 154 amino acids. Gene Ontology annotation, molecular function: RNA binding; DNA binding. Gene Ontology annotation, biological process: maturation of 5.8S rRNA; regulation of gene expression. The record is from RefSeq and is a predicted model, not a curated record. Gene Ontology annotation, cellular component: exosome (RNase complex); nucleolus.
UACAGCGUGCAGCGUGCUACAACGGAAAAUGGCAGCGGACAUGAGAACUGAUGACUACCCACAUGAGAUAGAUGAACAGCUCACAGGGUUCGACUCUUCAGCCUCUUCUGUCAAAACCAUGCUGGAGAAGCUGAUGUCCAUGCCCAGAAAUGACCUGACGCAAAAGUUGGAUCCUUUGGAUCAAGCCAAACUGGACCUGAUGUCUGCCUACACCCUCAAUUCAUUAUUCUGGAUGUACUUGGUCACACAAGGAAUAAAUCCCAGAGAACAUGGAAUCAAACAGGAAUUGGAGCGAAUCAGGACACACAUGAACAGAGUGAAAGAGAUUACAGACAAGAAGAAAGCUGCCCGUCUGGAUAAGGGGGCUGCAGCACGUUUUGUCAGGAAUGCCCUCUAUGAACCAGAUGAAAAGGAUCCUAAGAAAAAAGCAGCUUCCAAGAAAGCAGCAAACACACCUGACACCGGGCCAUCAAAGCGUCAAAAGCGGAGCUGAAGUGAAAGAGGCACGUUUGCUCAUAAGGCAACUUCUAAGGCUGUGUGACAGGGUAUCCUAUAAGACAACACAACUAAUAUCUUGUUAAUGUGGACAGCUCACCAGUCCUGAUCUUAUUCUGGAAUCAGAUCCUUGGUCACUCUUUUCCUGCAGCAGUCAGCAAAUGUUGCUGGAUGAACUAGAGACACACUGACAGCCAUCUAUGACGCAGCAUAGCUGGUUUGCUGACAUCAGCAGCUGGUCCAAAAUGUAAUAAACCCAUUUCUGUAAUAUUUUUGUAAUGUCAUUUUGGCAAUGAGUUGCUGCUUCAUUCUGUAGGGUCACAUAACUUAAAAACACUGUUUUAUUCAAAAAAUACAAAAACAAUUUAAUUUAGCCCAUCAGGUACUGGAAUGUGUCAUUUAAGAUAGUAUGAUUCUUUCUUUUAGAUAAAUGAGAAAUGUUCAUUUCUCAUUAUUUUGAAAGUGAUUCUGUGAAUCAUAAGAUGUUUUUUGCAGUACAUUUUUUUACAGGAAUGCCAUGUUUCAUGUGUUUUUGGUGACGUCUUACUCUUGAGAUUGAUUUCUGCAUAAAAAUACUUGGCAAUCA